AUGCAAGUUGAUUUUAAUACAUGGCACAAGCAACCUGCUCUUAAAACUCCAUCACCUUUUGAGAAGCAAAUGUCAAAUAUUUAUACACAUGAAGUAUUCAAAAAAUUCCAAGUUGAAGUCAUGGGAUUAUCCGGAUGUCAUCUAAUGAAUAAGGUAGAUAACCAACUCAACUCUCUUACAAUAUUUGACUUUGAGAAAAAUGAAGAAUUUGUUGUAGAGUGGAAUGCAACGAAAGUGGAAAUUUCUUGUGUAUGUCACUUGUUUGAGUAUAGUGGAUAUCUUUGUAGACACUCGUUAAUGGUCCUCCAAUCUAAUGGUGUCUUUAGUGUCCCAUCACACUAUAUAUUACGAAGAUGGACAAAGGAUAUUAGAAGUCUACACAAAAGAAAAAUGAAUGAAGAUACUUGUUCCAAUAAGGAUAGAUAUGAUCUUUUAUAUCAAAAGGCUUUCCAAUUGUUGGAGGAAGGAUCAUUGAGUAAUGAGAUUUUUAACUUUGCAUAUCGUUCACUUGAAAAUGCCUUGAAACAAUGUGCAAUCAUUAAUCAAUCGAUGAAAAAUAGCAAAGAAAAUGUAGGGAAGAACAAAUUACUCGAGAAGAAACUACUUGAUCCAAACGUGUCAAAAACAAAAGGGGCUCCGAGAAGAAUAAAUAGUGGCAUUGAGAAAGUUCAUAAGAAAAUAUGUACUGGUAGAAUGAAAAAGGUUAGACUUUAUUAA
This is a messenger RNA of Vicia villosa (hairy vetch), 717 nucleotides long. Its product is annotated as protein FAR-RED IMPAIRED RESPONSE 1-like. The transcript has a single exon. Bases 1 to 717 code for a protein of 238 amino acids. Gene Ontology annotation, biological process: regulation of DNA-templated transcription. The record is from RefSeq and is a predicted model, not a curated record. Lineage: Eukaryota; Viridiplantae; Streptophyta; Magnoliopsida; Fabales; Fabaceae. Gene Ontology annotation, molecular function: zinc ion binding.